Nasonia vitripennis (jewel wasp) is the source of this 2527-nucleotide messenger RNA. RefSeq names its product zinc finger protein 771. The record is from RefSeq and is a predicted model, not a curated record. Lineage: Eukaryota; Metazoa; Arthropoda; Insecta; Hymenoptera; Pteromalidae. Bases 339 to 959 code for a protein of 206 amino acids. Gene Ontology annotation, molecular function: DNA-binding transcription factor activity; RNA polymerase II cis-regulatory region sequence-specific DNA binding. The transcript is spliced from 2 exons. Gene Ontology annotation, biological process: regulation of transcription by RNA polymerase II.
UACCUCUAUCUCUCUCGGCGUGUGUGUACACCACUCUGGCGACGAUGCGAUAAUGAUCGAACGGCACUUCCGAGAUCCUUUUUGACGCGCGCGGGAGUAUAGUAUUAUAAGUUUUUGCAGCGUAGCGCGCGGUCGUCAUCGCCACGCGGGGAACCGGUCGCGCACCACCGAAUUCGCAUCUUUUUUGCGGCUUUUCGCGGAAAACGUCAAGACAUACGCUUCUGAUUGAAUUAUCGCCGCUCGUUAUGCUGAUUUUUGCGGCGACGAGGAAGUAACGCGUGGCGGAAUAUUCGCGUGUGUGAUUGAUCGAUCGAGUGCAGUGAACUUUUUGGCUUGAGAUGUACGACAAGGACAGGGCGUUGAAUUUUGCCGCGUUGAAGGGUGCAGACAUCAUAAUGAGCAGUGCUGACGCUGUGGAGUGUUUGCUGGACUUUUCCAAGGGUCCGGAAGCAGUCGUUACGAAGGUCCAUAGGCAACCCUACAUCGGACAUGUUGAGGCUGUGGAAGCUUCGAACUACACCGUUUUGAAAGCGAACAGAAAGCCCAUUCCACCAAUCGGUCACUCGCCACCCUCGAACCAACCCCAUCACCCCGAGCACAUCACCCCCAUGAUUCCACCACUGGACAACCGCACAAUCGCCAGUAGAAGCAUCAGCAGCGACACGUUGCCAAAACCCCGAGCGAUCUGCAGUUUCUGCGGAAAAUCCUUCAAUCACCUUGGGGACCACAACAAGCACCGAAGACGUCACACUGGCGAACGACCCUACCCCUGUGACCUCUGCCCCCGGCGCUUCGCUCACGCGUCGAAUCUCGCGAGACAUCGUCGUCUUCACUCCGGUGAGAAGCCAUUCGAAUGCACCAAUUGUUCGCGGAGGUUCAGCAGGAAGGAUAAACUCGCGGCACAUGUGGCUAGGAGGUCGUGUUGCAAGAAUUUGCCGCCUACGGUGACGACGGUGUAGGCGAGGGAAUUAAUAGCUGUGUUGGGCAAUGCUAUGAUCUGGAUUUAAUUGGAAUAUCGCAAGAAGAUGCAAUAUUUUUGCUUGAGGAUAGUGGUAUAUGAGUAGAUAAGUGACGUGUGUGCUGGGACAUAUGGUUUGUUAAGUUUUCGAUUUUUUUAAAUCGGAAAUGGAAAUAGUGCAAUGAAUGCCUUACUGCAUGUAUACCAUAUUGAUGUAAAUACGUACAUGGAGAUCGAAUCGGAAUUCCCAUAUGCGUACUCAGGCGAUUCAUUUUUUGCAUACUCGCAAUGUGCCACGUAUAUUUCUGUAUCAGCAACAAAUCAGUAACAUUUUUCCUCUUGUACAUUCUUUUGAAAUGGGAGAUUUUUUUUAUUUAAAAAAAGAGAUGAUUUCAUGAUGUAACUGGUACCUAUACUUUAAGAGUAGUUUUACGUUUUACACGUACGUGUAAAAAAUAUGCGGGUAUUUUUUAUCCUCUAUAUGAAGAAAUUAGUCACUUUAAAGUUAGCGUAUAAAGAAAGAUCGACAUGUGGCAUAUUUGGCUGAUUGUUAAUUUAUAAGUCUAAUUUAUUCAGAGAUGUGAUGGUCAAUGUUCCGACUUUUUCUUUGUGGCAAACAAAUAAAAAGUACACUUAUAUGAUGCUUUAAAAGAACUUAUCGAAUAGCUUUAAGUAAAUAUUACAAAUAAUGAUAUAGGAUGAUGUAAAGUGAAGUUGAAAAUUAACAGCAUUUUUGAUGAAAUAAUGUUGCUUAUCUUAGCUGUCUUUAUUUACAUAACAUAGAGAAUUCUAAUUUUAUAAUCAAAAAUUAAUCAUGAAUAUAAUUAUGUGCAUAAUUGUUAUCAGCAUGCAGUCUUAUUAUAUAAGAAAAUAUUAUGUGAGUAAAAAAAGCUAGCUACAAGGAAAACAUUGAUACGUAAUAGUUAGGCAGUGCGAUCAAUCCGCUUAUCAGCAUUAUAAUCUUUUGUCAUCCGGGGACUUUCAGUUACUAAUUUUCACGAUAAGUUGAACUUUAAUUUUAUAUGAGAAUUUAUUCUUGAAAGAGUUAUUUAUUAUAAUUUCAAUGUUUAUCCAAUAAUAUUAUAUUCAAGGAAGCAACAUUAUAAUUUAAUUAACAUAUGGUUUAUUUAUAUUAUUAUCUGACAUAAGAAUUAAAUAAAAGGCACUUCAAUGUGCGAUUUCACUUGCAUAAAAAAGCCAGCCGCUGACUGUGAUAAACAAGUAAGAAGCUUUACAUUUUUUACGAGUCACAUUUAAAGAAGUGCCAUAAGUAAUUUUUUACGAUCUUUGUGAAAGUUACAGGAAAAAGAGCGAGUGUUUUGUCGUUACGUAAGGGGGGGGGGGGGCUGAGUGCACUUUUAAAACGGUACACAGAAGCCUGCAAUGUUAUUCGCUGAAAGGAUGUUGUGGUUUUCGUUAUCAUUAAUGAAAUAACUAUUAUAAUAAAUACACAUUGUAUUUAAUAUAGAUCUUAAAAAUGAUGAAAUACUUUUAUAACAUCAUGUCACAUGAGUGCAUUUUGGAGUGCAUAUUGAUUGAGUCAAAUAAAAAACAUACGAAGUAUCCUAA